This is a messenger RNA of Drosophila serrata, 3245 nucleotides long. It is a transcript of the gene twin, whose product is annotated as CCR4-NOT transcription complex subunit 6-like twin. Gene Ontology annotation, molecular function: protein binding; 3'-5'-RNA exonuclease activity. NCBI's taxonomy places the organism in Eukaryota, Metazoa, Arthropoda, Insecta, Diptera, Drosophilidae. The record is from RefSeq and is a predicted model, not a curated record.
UUUUGUAAUUCUCGCACUUUAGUUAAUACUUACUCCCAUCCACACACACACACAUACACACACGCCUACACGUUACGUUGAUCUUCUUUUCAUCCUUUUACCGUUGCUUUGCAUGUUGCGGUGACUCAGUUUUCUGCAAUUUUUGUUGCGCCCGUGCCAAUUAAAUAACCAUUUUGCAUAAUUAAAGAGCAGCCAUAGAGUGGUAAUAGGUGGAGUGGGUCCUAAAAAACGAAUUGUACAAUUAAAAUGCAAUCAAAGCUGUGUUAAUGUAGUCAUUAAAAAGGCUGUCAGCGAAAAAAACAAAAACAAAUAAAAACGAAACAAAACAGCAACAACCGAAAACAAAACAAGACGCAGACAGUAACAUCAGCGACAGCAACAACAAAAUUAUGAACAAAAAUCACAAAAUUUAUUAAAAAGUGAAAGUUUUUAGUCGACGACGUUGCCGUCCGUCCGUUUGCACAAAAUUACCAGAGGGAAAAAGAAAUGCAAAAACAAUCAACAAGUCUGCGAAGCAAAACAAAACAAAUCAGCAGAAGACCCGCGGAGAGCGCUGCUUUGUGACCCGAGAGCGAGAAGAGAGGGACCUGGCUAGAAGAGAGCGAGAGUGGCAAGAGAGCAAGCACAAGAAGGGAGAGCGAAGAGUUGAAUAUUCAAAUUCAAAUUCACAUUGUGGCGCCAAGUCGCCUCUCUGCGGAAAUAUGUUGCUAUAGGCGCAGGCUGGAAAGCUUCCAACACGACGGCUACCAACACGAUGAAUGGCGGGGGGGUGGUUCGCAAGAUCUUUCAACAGCACCAGCAUCCGCACCCCCAUCCGUACCAGCAGUCCCGCCCGCACUUGCUGCCGUCCCUGCUCCCACACCCGUAUAUGCAAUUGCACCCGCAGUUCCUGCCCAAUCCGGGCCAUCAGCAGUGUCGCACGUUCUACUCCCAGACGUCUCAAGUCAACCGCAGCUUCUUCCCUGCCUCCGAGCCCGUAGCAAAUUGGAGGAGCCAGUGUGCCCUUACCGUCAAUCCACCGCCCCAGAGGCCCUGGCUGCCACUGGCCAAGCCCAACAAAACGCGACCAGCCUGCAUUUUUACGGUCAUGUGCUAUAAUGUACUCUGCGACAAGUACGCGACGCGGCAGAUGUACGGAUACUGUCCAUCGUGGGCGCUGUGCUGGGAGUAUCGGAAAAAGUCCAUCAUCGACGAAAUUCGGCACUACGCGGCGGAUAUCAUUAGUCUGCAGGAGAUCGAGACGGAACAGUUCUAUCACUUUUUCCUGCCGGAGCUUAAAAACGAUGGCUAUGAGGGCAUCUUUUCCCCCAAGUCGAGAGCGAAGACGAUGUCCGAGCUGGAGCGGAAGUAUGUCGACGGCUGUGCGAUAUUCUUCAGGGCGUCAAAGUUUACGUUGAUCAAAGAGCACCUGAUCGAGUUUAACCAGCUGGCGAUGGCAAAUGCCGAGGGUUCCGACAACAUGCUGAACCGCGUGAUGCCCAAGGACAACAUAGGCCUGGCUGCUUUGCUCAAGGUUAAGGAGAACGCCUGGGAACCGAUGUCCGAGGUGACGCAGAUCUCGCAGCCGCUGCUCGUCUGCACGGCACACAUUCACUGGGACCCGGAGUUCUGUGACGUUAAGCUGAUCCAGACGAUGAUGCUGAGCAAUGAGCUGAAGACGAUCAUCGACGAGGCUAGUCACAGCUUCCGGCCCGGGCACAAGAACGACUCGAACGCCGUCCAGCUGCUGUUGUGCGGCGACUUUAACUCGCUGCCGGACUCGGGCGUGGUGGAGUUCCUCGGUAAGGGGCGCGUCAAUAUGGAUCACUUGGAUUUUAAGGACAUGGGCUACAAGUCGUGCCUGCAGCGGCUGCUCUCGAACGACACCAACGAGUUCACGCACUCGUUCAAGCUGGCCUCCGCCUACAGCGAGGACAUCAUGCCGCACACCAACUACACGUUUGACUUUAAGGGCAUCAUCGACUACAUCUUCUAUACGAAGACGGGAAUGGUGCCGUUGGGUUUGCUCGGACCCGUCUCUAACGACUGGCUACGCGAAAACAAGGUAGUAGGGUGCCCCCAUCCACACAUACCCUCGGAUCACUUUCCGCUCCUCGUUGAGCUGGAGCUGAUGCACACGGCCAGCCAGCAGGCGCCCCCCAACGGGCUGAUCAAUCGCCGGUAGCAAUAGAAUCGGCGCGGCAGACCCACCUCCAGCAACAGUACCACCACCACCAGCACCACCACCCUGAUGACGACGACGACGACGGCGCCGACGUCCUCUCGGACACCGGUCGCCAGCGGUGGGGGGAGCGGCGGCAGUGGGCCUGGAACUGGGAGCGGGAGUGGGACUGGAAGCGGAAGCAGCGGCGGCUUAGGAGGCCUCAUGAUACCAGGCGGCUACAGGGGACGCAGCUGCAGCAAUAGCGGAAGCCAGCGUCUGGCAGCCGCACUCGGACCAGCGAGAAAGACAGGCAAUCCUACUCAACCGCCGAACGACAAACCGGCAUCCGCCACACAUCCCUCUCCCAACUGACGUGGCGCUCUGCUCGCAUCAAGAUUCAGUUUUAGAGUUAGAUACGAAUUCGAACCCCCUGGUCCUCCAAGUCCAUUUACCAAGCAAACCAAUCCAAACAACCAUUGUCCCCCUCAGAACCCUAAGUUAUAAGCUGACGACGUUGUGGAGGCUUCGCUGCUUUGUGCGCUGGAUCGCAAAGUGCGUUCACCGAUGCAACCACCCAUUCAUUCGCUAGGAUCGUAAUCGUAAUAGGAAGGAAUAUAUCAUUUACUUGCUGCACUCAUUCUUCCGCGCUUCUUCUCAUUUUAAUUUUAUCAACUUUACGUUUUCAUCGAAUAAUAAAUCCGUACAUAUACAUAUAAUCUGCACACUUGCAUACAUAAAUCGUUUAGCAGCCAGAGGAAUAUCCAAAAGUGUCCCAAAACCCACUAAGCAUUAAGUGAAAAGUAAAAAUAGAAUGUGUAAAAAUUAAACAAGAAACCUAAACAAGCAAACUAAAUACUGUGUAAGCCGAUAGAAAGGAACACAACCUACAACAUGUGUACAGAAGAUACCAUUCGAGCCACACAACAGAACUCACACAAUUAUCGUCCCGGAUACUGUCCGGAUGUGCAAAGUAAAGUAGAUCCUGUAACUAGUUGAUAAUACAGCGCCGAUUCUUGUAAUGUAAAACAUUAAAUAUAGCACUUAAUACUGAUAGACUGGCCCUCACGUGAGGGUACGUCUGUAUGGAUGUUACAAAAUCAAA